Stegodyphus dumicola is the source of this 1404-nucleotide messenger RNA. RefSeq names its product anaphase-promoting complex subunit 7 (gene APC7). Gene Ontology annotation, molecular function: protein binding. Gene Ontology annotation, cellular component: anaphase-promoting complex. The record is from RefSeq and is a predicted model, not a curated record. NCBI's taxonomy places the organism in Eukaryota, Metazoa, Arthropoda, Arachnida, Araneae, Eresidae. Gene Ontology annotation, biological process: cell division; positive regulation of mitotic metaphase/anaphase transition; protein ubiquitination.
AUGACAGGAAAUGUUUGCUAUGUUAAUGAUAAUGAUCGAAACAGUAUUUGGCAAGUUAUUUGCUUGUACCCAGCUAAAGGUGAAGUAGCAAAUAUUAGUAUACUUGAAGAUGAUGAUGCAACACUGAAUUCUACUAUUAGAACUGGUAUCUUAAAAGAUGUUGACUCUUUUUGUUUAAAUUAUAAUUUUCUUUUUAGGUUAUCAUUAUGGGUUAAAGCACAUUCCCACCUGCAUGCUCGAGAACUUACUCAAGCAAUAAAUACUUUUAAGCAGCUAGAUAUGAAGACUCAUUUAAGAGAUAACAGUGACGUUCUUGUUUCACUUGGUGAAGCUUACUAUUAUAAUGGAGAUUUUCAAAAUGCCAUGUUAAUAUUAGAGAGGGCUCAUUGUUCUGAUCCCUUGUUAGUGAGAGGAAUGGAUGUUUAUGCAGCACUAUUAGCAAAAGAGAAAAAAAUGAAAGAAUUAGAAAGUUUAACUGCACAUUUGAUCUCCAUUAAUGACAAUGUUCCUGAACCAUGGAUUGCUAUGGCAUACUUCUGUUAUGUGGCAAAGAAAGGUACCAAAGCCGUGAAUUUUGCCCAAAAGGCUUGUGUUCUAAAUCCUCGACAUGUGGAAGCAUUGUUGCUAAAAGGUACUGUGUUGCUUGAAUUAAAAAAAGUUCAAGAUGCAAUUACGAAUUUUGGUGAGGUUUAUAAAAUUGCUCCAUACAGAUAUGAAGCUCAUAAAGGGUUGGUUGAAUGUUAUUUAGCAUUGCAUAGAACCAGAGAAGCAAUUGCUAUUGCCAGCAGUGCCUGUAAACAAUUAGGUCAAACUGCACGAGCUCUAACUCUGUAUGCAUCAGUUUUGACCAAGGAUCCUCUGUCAGCUGACAAGGCUAAAUCACUGCUAGAAAAAGCUCUGAAACAAGACCCAACAUAUCUCAAUGCAGUGUAUUUGCUGGCAGCCAUAUAUGAGCAAGAGAGAUUAUAUGAGAAAGGAAUUGAGCUUCUCAAAAAGCAAAUGGAACAACAGACAUCUUGUAGAUUGCAUCAAAUGCUUGGAGAUUUUCUAGCUCGAACAAAUGAGCAUGAGAAAGCUUUGCAUCACUUUAGCAUAGCUUUGAAUAUGGACCCAUCUAAUCAUAAAGCUGCUGAAGGAAGUCAGAGGGUAGAACAGAAUCCAGAAUCUUCAGAAAGUUUUGAAGUAGAUGAUAUUGCAGAUUCUGAAAAUGAAGGAGAUCUUGAAGAAAGUGAAGUAGAAGCUGUUUGGUCUGAUGUUGAAUACGCUUAAUUUCUAGUUUAUGAUAUUUGUAAAUAUUGCAUAAAUGAAAGAAAAAACAUAUUUCUGUCUGUGUCUGUUCAGUGCAGUAACACUUUUAUUUGCAUAAAAUCUGAAAAUAAAUUUUGAAAUUUAAUUUAUUGCAUA